Dromaius novaehollandiae (emu) is the source of this 3348-nucleotide messenger RNA. It is a transcript of the gene TMEM221, whose product is annotated as transmembrane protein 221. The coding region runs from base 240 to 1145 and encodes 301 amino acids. The record is from RefSeq and is a predicted model, not a curated record. Lineage: Eukaryota; Metazoa; Chordata; Aves; Casuariiformes; Dromaiidae. The transcript has 3 exons.
CAGGACCGGUCCCGGGGAGGCAGGACCGGGAGGCAGGACCGGUCCCGGGGGCAGGACCGGCCCGCCCCGGCCGGGCUGCGGGGCCCGGAGGGAAGCGCCCGCCGAGCGGCAGCAACUUUCGCCGCCCGGAGCGAGUCUCCCGGCCCCGGUCCCGGCCCGGCCGCGGGGCGCACCGAGAGAGGCGCCCGGCGCGGUGCCCCGGUGCCCCCGGUGCCCCCGGUGCCCGGUGCGGCCCCGCCAUGCCCGGCCGUUACCCGCAGCGGGCCCUCACGGUGCUGCUGCUCUUCGGCACGCUGGCCGCCGCCAUGGCCCUGCUCGCCUCCAGCCUCAUCUUCCAGCUGCCGGCGGGCCGGGCCGGCCCCGGUACCGGCCCCGGUCCCGGGAGCGGGGCGCUGCCGCCGCCGGCCGCCGCCGUGCUGCUGCCGGUCUCGGCCGUGCUGGCCGCGCUCUGCCUGGUGCUCAACGUGAGCUGCCUCCUGCUCUGCCUCCUCCACGGCUACUUCAGCACCGAGCUGUGCCGGGGGCAGCCCGGGCCCGAGCGAGCGGACUGGUUCCUCCUGGACAGCCGGACAGUUCGCCACGCCGCCAUCGGCUUGUUCUGCUGCGGGGUCUCCGUCUACCUAACAGCUCUCGCCAUCUACAUGCUGCUGCUGUUCGAACUCGAAGCUGGCAUCGCCAGCGCCUGUAUUCUCUCUUCUGGCGUCGUCGUGCUGCUGAUCACGGUGACGCACGCCCUGGUACGGGCCUCCCAAGCCUCGCGUCGCAGCCGCUCCCAGGUCUCUCACACCCUCUACGAGAACGACUCUGCCCAACGUGGCGAAGCCUCCGCCAGCGAUCCGAACAACAAGAACGUGGCUGCAUCCCGGCCCCGGCCCGAGAUCCACCGGGAAUUUUCCUUCCCACCUUUCCUGGAGCGCAAAUCCCAGAUGGACUCUGCGGCCAGCAGCAACCUGACCUCCUCGGGGAGCCCCGGGCCUCACUCCGAGAAGGAGAGCUACAACCUGCCCCGAACGCACAGGACGCUGUCGGCCGAGUCCGGCCUGCUGCAGGCACAGGGCAAGCCCUGGCACGGCGUCACCCAGGAGAUGAGGAACGUACUGUCACGGAAACCCGGAGCCUCGGGGAAGGAUUCAACUCUGGUGUGAGUGAAAGCGGGACCAUUUUGCCCUGCUCAUCGCAGGGCAGCUGUAGGCAGCAGGGCCAAGAUCUGCAUUUCUAUUUAGAGCUUAACAUAGGUCACGUCAGAACGCACAUGUCGAGGAGCCUCAUCAGACGGGGCGGGUGGCUGCUUUUCCACCCUCCGCCCUCCCGCGUGGAGGAAGACUUUGGUUCUCUCCCCAGCCUGGCUACAUUAACCUGCCCACUGAGCUCGGAGAGUGGGCAGAGCCGUGGAGGACGAGCCCGUGCAGCCAUGGCCUGAUGUUCUUCACUUCCUUACUGAGAAGAUGCAACCUCCCCUGAAACCACAGAGUGCUUGAUCACCUGUCCUGAGCCCCCAGCUCCUCCUGCCAGAAAGCGCAAGUGCUAAAGGCAGCGCUUGCUUUGUGAAACACGAGCAGGGUUAACUCCUUCUGCAGCCCUGCUCUGAUGUGACAUUUCACUGGUGACUCACAACCCCAGUCAGGCAACAGUUUCUGGUCAUUCGGCAAUCAGUAAAGCAUUUCAGGGAGCAAAUGGAGGUCUUCUCUCCAUUUUCCUCCACAGCCCAAGGAAAAUGCAUCCUUAUUAAAUUCUUCAGCAGAGCAGAGCUGUUGGCUCCAAGGGAAGGUUAACAUGGAAGUUACAUCCCUUUUAAAGUGAUCUCCAAAGCUAUGUGUACGGCUCUGCUCCCCACUGUUUGACAGGGGAUGAAGAAAGUCCAAUCUUUUUUUUUGAAGAGCAGGACAAUUUCUUUUUCUCUUGAAAAGCUCUAAAUCUGCAUGUCUUUGUUUCACUCCCGGCCCUUUGAAACACACACAGGCAGCAGGCUCCAAGACCCCCCCAGCCCGAGCGAGCGAGAGGGGAAAGCUUUAGACGGGACUUUCUUGUUUUUUCUUUUUAUUAUUGUUCUCACUAAAACCAAACUCAGCAACUCUCUGGCAAACACAUGAAAAACUCUCCUUGCAGAAUGCCUCCUGAACAAGGCUGAAGUGUGCCUACUUCAAGUCUUUUUACAUAGUCCUCAACAAAAUACUGAAAGCAAGACCUAGUUUUUCUGAGAUGUUUCUGUAACCAAGAGGUAGACAGAAAAAUGCCUCAUAGCAGUCUGCCAUGAAAAAAAGAAGAGGGCAGGACAAAUGCAGAACAAUCUCAUCUCCCUUUUGCAAAGUGCUCUAGAGAGGGACACAACUGCUCCCUGAAACAUCCCCAAAGGCAGGCCUGACCUCAGCAGCAGGAUUUGCCUGCUCAGGUACAGCACCUUGGCAUCGGAAACGGAGAGGCAGGCAGAGGCAUCUGUGCAGUUUCACAGAUUGAGCAGGUUUCUCCCUCCUCCAGGCGGUCGGAGAACGUGGAGCUGGGCUGAGGACAAGGCAGAGCAUGGCCAGUCUUGGCUGAAAUCAGGAACUGGCUGGAGGAGUCUUGGCUUGUUGGGCAACAGCACUGUAAAAAGAAAGAGACAGUCACGUCCGGCAGGCAGGAAGGACACCAGCAGCCGUGGUAACGUGAAGAACCAGGGGCUCCCUCAAAUAAAACCUCACUGCUUGCAGCACGAGAGCAGCUUAGACAAGCGCAGCUUAUGGACAGCCACGGGCGUGCAGACUGCAAAGCAGCAUACGCCGGCCUCCGGGGUGUCGAGACAGCAGUCUUCACAGCCACACCGCACGCAAACACAACAGGAAUUCCCUGCUGGGCUGAACCGAGUGUGACCCUGCCACACGAGGGAUUCGGAAAAUAUGGAACCUCUACCAUGAAUGUCUAAAACAGAGUCAUUCUGCAGAGACGGAGGCACCCUGUUUGCUGUGGUGCUUUUUCAGGGAUGGACAUUCAAAACUGUUAGCAGGGAGCACGGGCAUUUCGAAGUUUCUCACUCCCACACAGUCAGGCUCCAGUACCAGGAAAGCUCUCAGGAGAGACAAAUACACUAGACUCAGACCAUCUGCUAGAAGAUGUUUUAGUAGCUGUAGCUCAACUGCAGACAUAUGAAAAUGCAUCAUCUUUCUGCUACAUCUGUCAGCACCACUUCUCUCUCCAGAUCUUUCUGGGACUCUCCCCACAGAGAGCCACAUACACGACAGAACAGCACCAAAUGCAGCCUGUCCUGCUCCAUCUCAGUGGCAUCACCACACUCCAAAUGACACGGCAAACAUCUAAUGUAUUACAAAAACAAACAUCCCUUUUUAAACAAGGAAAUAAAUUAUUUUGCAGUUA